CAGGCGCCCAUGAAGUGGCAGAUCGUGAAUCUGGACAAGCACCAGGCGCUGGUUACAGGCGCUACUCUGCAAGAUUUGCUCUUCAGCGAGGCUGCGCAGGGGCUUGCGCGGCAUCUGUGUGUCUCCACUCUGGCUGUUGACGAAAUCGUCCUUCCGUACCGCGCGGGCGACGUGAUUCGGCUGCAUGGGGUGUCAAUGCGGCUGCAGCAUGCAAAAGUGCAGCGCGCUGCACUACUCGAGCUGCCGGAGGAGAUCUUGCGCGAGGUGCUGGGCCAGGUGGACGAAUUUGUGGAGCUGUUCCUGUUCAGUACCACGUGCCAGACGCUGUGGUACGUCGGGCGGCACAUCAUCUUCGGCCGGCUGUGCGAUCCUAUGGUGACGCGGUCGUGGGCCGGGGACCGGCUUGUUUGUGUGCCAGAUACCGCGAGCCUCCAAGUCCAAGCGGCCGUAUAUCCAGAGCAUCUCCGCCAGCCGCUCGUAAAGGCGCUGAGAAAGGCCGCGCCGGAGCCGCUGCCGCUGGCGGUUAACCCGGACGUGGCGCACCUCAUCUGGACACUCUGGAAUGACUCGGAACGCCGAGUCCGAAUCGCUCACCCGGCCGCGCCACGGGCUUUCCGGGCCGCACUCUCCGACACCGAGACCCUCUGCGCGGCACUCGUCGCCGACUCUGCUAUUCGCCACGCCGCACGCAUCAUAAAGCAGCACACUCAAGGCGUCCUCCGCAAUGUCUCGAAACGGAAAUACAUCCGCGCUGCCGUCGUGGCCCGCUUCGCUGCCUCGCGCGGUAUCACAGACGCCGGCUAUGCGUCGGUGCUCUUGCCGUGGCUCUGCUGGGCGCCGGCCGAGCCCGAUCUCAAGUAUGCGCUCACGGCAGAGGGCAAGAGCCGCGCCUUGCAUAACGGGCAAUGGGCGGGCGACCACUUCGAUGUCCUCCCCGAGGUGAUGUCGCGCGCGUGGACCGCAGGAGGGGAGGCGGAAUCAUGGACGGAUGUUACGGACGAGGCGUUGUCGCUGAUGGAGCGCAUAUGGACCGCGGAGGAGAGUCGGACCGACACGGAUACCUUGCCCGCGUCCCGUCCGGAACAAUGGCAUCAAACCCAACUUCUUGAGGAAAUCAACUAUUUCAUAUAG
Molecule: messenger RNA, 1131 nt
Organism: Mycena indigotica
Lineage: Eukaryota; Fungi; Basidiomycota; Agaricomycetes; Agaricales; Mycenaceae
Exons: 3
Coding region: 10-1131 (373 amino acids)
Source: RefSeq, a predicted model, not a curated record